AACAUAUGGAUUUUACUACUUGUAGAUUGAAACAACCAAUUUUUUACAAUAGCCAAAGUGACUGGUACUAAAGUAAUUUCUUCUUUGGUAUGUCAAAUGUCACACGAGUGCUUGUAGUGAGUGCAUGAAUUGCUUGAGUGAGUGCCCUCUGGGUAAAGUGCGUGCAAAAACCAAGUUUUACAGGAAAAAUUCGAAAAUGACAUGGACAUAAUCAAUAUUCAUUUUUGACGCAUGUGGGGUAGAGUAGGUAACUGCCCGCGCAGACGACUUUCAAUAGUCCUCAGACUUCGUUAAUUUCCCAUCGCUCCGUACUAUAUCGUGUGUUUCCUUUGGAUGUUUUUCCAUAAAAUAUAAAAUAUUGGUAAACGUAAUUUGAACUUGUGGAUUUAAAUCGCAACCAUGAAUAAGUUAUGCCGACAAGUGUCGAUCGAGUCGCCUGGACCUACAAUGAAAGAUUGCGUUUUUAACUUCGAAGUACCGGUACCGAACGUUCCACCCCUUGGGGCACGCAUCCGUGUUGUUUGUGCUGGAGCGUGUUAUCGUAUUAGAACGAGAUCGUCUUCCGUUUCCAGUGUAUCAUCCAGUCAAUCAGUGGAAGAAAGUGUUUACACAACCCCCGCCGCGCAUUAUGGUAUACGCGACAGCUCAUUGUUCCCAGGAUAUGAAGUUUCUGGAGUUAUCGAUGAGCUAGGGUCAGAUGUGCAGAAAAACGGUAAUUUUGCAGUCGGUCAGAGAGUUGUAUUGUACCCGUACGAUGGUGUCCCGCAUGGAUAUGCCGAGUAUGUUGUUGUCCCCGAACUCAGUUACCUGGUGCCUAUCCCAGACAACUUAUCGCUAAGUGUGGCCGCCAUGCUUCCUACAGGUGCGCUAUUGGCAAAGAAUACAGUUAUAACAGCGCACGAAUAUGUUUCCCAAUUACUGUCUGAACGAUCUCAAGACCAGGACUGUAAAAUUCUGAUUGUGGGAACUGGAGGGUUAGCUCUGUGGGCAAUAAGAAUUGCAGAACAUCACUUCAAGAAUCCCACGUACAAAGAUAGAGUUCAUAUAACGGUAGCUAGCUUAAAAGAUGAAGGUUUUAUGUUAGCUAAAGAGCUGCACGAUGUAAACCUUGUCCAGUGGAACGAAGACCUGUAUGAAAAGCAACUAAUUGAGCGAACAAAAGAUGCUUGCAACGGUUUAGUUGAUAUUGUUAUUGAUUUUGGUACAACCUCUAGAUCUCUCCACAGGUCGUUACAAUGUUUAAAUAUUAAUGGUGUUGUACUGAUCAGUGAGGAAGUUGCAGAACGGCUUCUUCCAAAAUUUUCACGGUUAGCAGCUGAGCGACAGCAAAAAAUUCAGGCUGUGGGAAUGGGUUCCAUUGAGCACUUAAGCCAGUUAGUAAAUCUUGUGGCGAAUGGCGAAAUUGCUCCUCCACCAUAUACAGAAUUCUCUGCGGAUGAAGCUACAUCCGUCGUUCAGAAAUUAUGCGAUUCUGAAAUUCCAGGGAGAGCCAUCUUACGUUUCCACGAUGUGUUGUAAAUUUGUCAUUUCAAACUACUGACCUCAAGAAGUGCAUUGUCAUUGUCGUUACAAGGAUGUUCAAUUGAAGAUAUAAUUUGUAUCCUAGAAAGAUCCAGUAUAUCAUUGUAGUAUUAUAAACUUUAAGACUAUGUUAGAAUGUGAUAUAACUAUGUUUUACUUAUUUACAAUGUUUAAUUGUUUAUAAAUGCCAUUGCUAAAACUUUAGUCGACAAAAAUAGAUAAUUUACUACACCUUUA
Messenger RNA from Photinus pyralis (common eastern firefly), 1758 nucleotides. RefSeq lists its product as uncharacterized. Lineage: Eukaryota; Metazoa; Arthropoda; Insecta; Coleoptera; Lampyridae. Gene Ontology annotation, molecular function: alcohol dehydrogenase (NADP+) activity. The record is from RefSeq and is a predicted model, not a curated record. Gene Ontology annotation, biological process: alcohol metabolic process. The coding region runs from base 400 to 1518 and encodes 372 amino acids. The transcript is spliced from 5 exons.